CCUCCCCCCUCCACCUUUCAGGCGGGUUGCUCCCACGAUUGCCCAUUAUAAUGACAAUUGGGAGGCAGCCUGACCAUUUCCAAUCUUCCCCUUUGCCGCAACUCCCUUAAAAUCGAUGUGCCUACUCCAUCGACCAAACGGAAUGCAAAGACGAUACAGGGGAGAAAAAACCCCAAGUUCUAGCAAGGACGAUCGAGAUUCCAGCCAUGUGGAAGAGAUGCAUAGCUCCUCUGCUCAUGGCCCAGGAUGUCUCUUCGACCAAGACAGCGGUUCAUCUGUCUCAUCCUCACCACUGCGUCUAGAGAUCGACUUGACUCCCGGCCGCCAAUUGGGGUAUUCCAUGGCGAAAAUAGCCGCCGUAAUGUCUCCUGUACUUUGGACAGCUAUGGCCGUCACACAAACCAGAGAGCUGAGCUACAUGCUUGCUUGAGUGCUCUAUUUGAUGCCCUCGUUAUCCAAAGAGAGUGGGAGGUCGCAGUUGAUCGCCUUAGUGCAAUUGUGAUCAAGUCUGAUUCCGAGUACGUGGUGCGGGGCCUGACUGAAUGGCUCCCAAAGUGGAAGAAAAAUGGCUGGAAGAGUGCCAGGCCUCUCCAGUCGUUAAUUAUGCCUAUUUCCAGCAGAUUGAGCAGCUGAUCGGAAUCCUUGAACAGGAUAUCUGUGUCAAAUUUUGGGCUGUGCCCCGAGAACGGAACGUAAUGGCAGAUAGUCUAGCGAAAUCUGCUCUCUUGAGAAAGGCCGAGAAGCAAGAUAAGCGGAGAGAGGAUCAAUACAGGGAUUCGAAAAGGCUAAGCUCUUUCUGAGGUCUGGAGGGUUAUUGAUACUCGAAGGACAAGUGAC
Molecule: messenger RNA, 837 nt
Organism: Penicillium brasilianum
Lineage: Eukaryota; Fungi; Ascomycota; Eurotiomycetes; Eurotiales; Aspergillaceae
Source: the annotation of a GenBank genome assembly